Engraulis encrasicolus (European anchovy) is the source of this 629-nucleotide messenger RNA. RefSeq names its product ferritin, heavy subunit-like. Gene Ontology annotation, molecular function: ferrous iron binding; ferric iron binding. NCBI's taxonomy places the organism in Eukaryota, Metazoa, Chordata, Actinopteri, Clupeiformes, Engraulidae. Gene Ontology annotation, cellular component: cytoplasm. The record is from RefSeq and is a predicted model, not a curated record. Gene Ontology annotation, biological process: iron ion transport; intracellular iron ion homeostasis. The transcript has 5 exons. The coding region runs from base 96 to 629 and encodes 177 amino acids.
AUCAGAAAGCUUCUGAAGGACGCCAGCCCAGCCGUCUGGUUUGAAGUCGCGACACUGCGUUAUUUUCUCAGGACCGACGUUGCCUGUUUUGCAUCAUGACUUCCCAAGUGAGGCAGAAUUAUCACCAAGACUGUGAGGCAGCCAUCAACCGCCAGAUAAACCUGGAGCUCUAUGCCUCUUAUGUCUACCUCUCUAUGGCCUACUACUUUGAGAGGGACGAUAAGUCCCUGCCCAACUUUGCCAAGUUCUUCAAGUCCCAGUCGUCAGAGGAGAAGGAGCAUGCAGAGAAACUCAUGAGUUUCCAAAACCAGCGUGGAGGCCGGAUCUUCCUACAAGACAUCAGGAAACCUGACAGGGAUGAAUGGGGCAGUGGCGUCGAGGCUCUUGAAUGCGCUCUGUCGCUCGAGAAAAGCGUCAACCAAUCACUGCUAGAUCUACACAAGGUUGCCUCCGAGCGCAACGACCCACAUCUGUGUGACUUCCUUGAGACGCACUAUCUGGAUGAGCAGGUGAAGUCCAUCAAGGAGCUGGCCGACUGGGUGGCCAACCUGCGGAAAAUGGGCGCCCCCCAAAACGGCAUGGCGGAGUACCUGUUCGACAAGCACACCCUGGGCAAGGAAAGCUCCUAA